GAGAGAUGGAUAGAGAGAGAGGUGUCACGUCAAGGCUCGAGAAUCUAUGUCCCCCUAUUAAAGAAUCGACCGAGCUCAUCCAUCGAGCUCGCGGCCGGACGGAGGUGCAUCUGAUCUGACAUCUUCGUCUCCACCUUGUCGACCGAAGCAGGAAGGAAUGGCCGGCAAGGUCUCCAACUUCUCCGAUCUGAUACAGCGCGUGACCGCCUCCUGCCUGCUCCAUCCGCUGGCGGCGGGGACGCGGCACGACUCCGGCGAGCUCGCGAGCGACUCGGACGACGGGGAGAGAGAAUGCGGCUCUCCGCUGGGAAUUGAAGACACGGAAGAGGAAGAGGAGGAGGAGGAGGGAGAGGAGGGGGGAGAGAAGGUCGUGGAGCGGAGCAAGAGGGAGGCCAGGGCGGAGAGGCUGGUGGCGGAGAUGGAGGCGAUUAUGAACGACGUGUUCGACACGGUGUCGGCGAUGAAGAGGGCCUACGGGAGCCUGCAGGAGGCGCAUUGCCCCUGGGACGCGGAGAAGAUGAGGGCCGCCGACGUGGCGGUGGUGGCGGAGCUGAGGAGGCUCGCGGUCCUGAGGGAGAGGUACCGGCGGAGCCUGAUUUGCCACGGCGGCGGUAGGAGGAGGGUGGGUAGCCGCCCGGCGGAGGUGAGGGAGGUGGUGGCGCCGUACGAGGCGGCGCUGGAGGAGAUGAAGAGGGAGGCGAAGGCCAGGGAGGUGGAGGUCGACAACUUGAAGGAGAAGCUCCGGAGCUCGACCAGUCUCAAUGCAAGGAAAGGACGGUCUCUGUCGAAGAGGAGACUCAGCUGCACUCAAUCUCAAGCCCCGGCGUCGCCGGCGCCGGAGCUCUUCGAAGUGACGAUGAGCCAGGUCCGGGAGGCCUCCAAGUCCUUCACCUCGCUCCUCCUCUCGCUGAUGCGCGCCGCGCACUGGGACAUCGCCUCCGCGGUCCGCUCGAUCGAGGCCGCGGGGGGCGGCGCCGCCGCCGCCGCCGCCGCCGCGAACGCGUCGAUCGUCGGGGUCCACCACGCCAAGUACGCGCUGGAGUCCUACGUGGCGCGCAAGAUCUUCCAAGGGUUCGACCACGAGACGUUCUACAUGGACGGGAGCCUGUCGUCGCUGCUGAACCCGGGGCAGUACCGGCGGGACUGCUUCGGGCGGUACCGGGACAUGAAGGCCAUGGACCCGGUGGAGCUGCUCGGGGUGCUCCCCAGCUGCGACUUCGGCAAGUUCUGCGCCAAGAAGUACCUGGCGAUCGUGCACGCCAAGAUGGAGGAGUCCUUCUUCGGCAGCCUGGAGCACCAGCAGCAGGUCGGCGGCGGGGGCCACCCGAGGACGGAGUUCUACGGCGAGUUCCUGAAGCUGGCCAAGGCGGUGUGGCUGCUCCACCUGCUGGCGUUCGCGCUCGACCCGGCGCCCAGCCUGUUCGAGGCGAGCCGAGGGGCGGAGUUCCACCCGCAGUACAUGGAGAGCGUGGUCAGGUUCUCGGGCGGGCAGGUGCCGGCGGGUCACGUGGUCGGGUUCCCGGUGAGCCCCGGGUUCAAGCUGGGGAACGGGUCGGUGGUCAAGGCUAGGGUUUAUUUGGUGUCCAGAGUGUGAGAUUGGAGUUGCAAUUUUCCUUAAUUUUCUGGUUUAGAUCUUAUGGAAUAGGCUGUAGCCCACCGGAGACUGCUUUCUUUUUCGGGUUUUGUAUUUUUGGUAGUGCACUAAUAAUUUAUGCUUUAGUUGGAGGUUAGGUGUUUUGUAUCUGUCUCCUGUCAUGGGGAUGUGGGGGGAGGCUUUAUGGACCUGCGGGUCCUGGUUCGGUUAUGGAGUGGACCGUUUGAUGUAAGCGUCGCGAGCUGUACAUACUACCAGGCUCCAAGGCCCCUCUCGGCUGGCGCGGAGAGGGUGGAAAAGCGCUCUUGUUUUAGCCC
Messenger RNA from Eucalyptus grandis, 1911 nucleotides. Its product is annotated as protein GRAVITROPIC IN THE LIGHT 1. Gene Ontology annotation, biological process: response to red or far red light; negative gravitropism. NCBI's taxonomy places the organism in Eukaryota, Viridiplantae, Streptophyta, Magnoliopsida, Myrtales, Myrtaceae. The record is from RefSeq and is a predicted model, not a curated record.